Messenger RNA from Pocillopora damicornis (cauliflower coral), 1300 nucleotides. Its product is annotated as creatine kinase S-type, mitochondrial. Gene Ontology annotation, cellular component: mitochondrion. Gene Ontology annotation, molecular function: creatine kinase activity. Gene Ontology annotation, biological process: phosphocreatine biosynthetic process. NCBI's taxonomy places the organism in Eukaryota, Metazoa, Cnidaria, Anthozoa, Scleractinia, Pocilloporidae. The record is from RefSeq and is a predicted model, not a curated record.
AUGGCUUUUACUCUUCAAAAGUUUAGAGAUCUUUUAGGCAAUCCUUAUGCUGUGAUUGGGGUUUGUGUAGCAGUAAGUGUGACAGCUUUCUUUACUCUAAGCAGUCACCAUCCAAACUAUCCAAGGAAAAAGCGCCGCAUGAGUAGCUUUCCGGACCUCACAAACAACAUAACUAUUAUGGCAAAGUAUCUUACACCAGACUUAUUCUCCAAGUUGAAAGACAGGGGCACAACUAAAAAUUAUGAUAUAGAGCAACUGAUCGAGUCGGGUCUAGGUUCAGUUGGCCCCAGCUCACUCGCUGGAAACCCCGCGGGGCUGCUAGCGGGAGAUGAAGAAUGUUAUGAUGUUUUUAAUAAACUCAUGGACCCUGUCAUUAGAGAGCUACAUGAGGUGGAUCAGAAUUUCAAUUCAGAAAUUAACUUGGAUUGGGAGCAAAUCAGAGGUGGAAAGCUGUAUGGAUCAAACGUGCUAUGCUGCAGAUUGACUGGUAGAAGAAACAUAGAAGGAUACCGAAUGGUUCCCGCCAGCCGAGCAACAGAACUAUUAGAUGUGAGUCACCCGAUAGUGGAGUCUAUUUGGGAAAACAUCGGGGACUCUUUUCUCUCGGUGUCAUGGCAAAACAGUAAUUCUGCGAUGGAAGAGUAUGGAUCAAGCUUUGUUUCACUGCCGCCCCAGCUGUCACGCGAUUGGCCUCAUGGAAGGUUCGUGUGGUUAGCUGAGAACAGACAAUGUCAGAUAUUCAUAAAUUUCGAGGAUCAUUUGAAGGUUGUCAUAACUCAAACUGGCGGGGAUAUACAAAGGGCAUUCAGGCGAUACAGCGAAAUACUCUCAAGUAUAGAGGAAGGUUUAAAACGAAAUGAAAAGAAGUUCAUGUGGAGCUCAAAAUAUGGAUAUUUGACAAGCUCGCCACGUAACAUCGGCACCGGACUUGAGGUGGAAGUAGAAGUUCGGCUGUCAAAACUCUGCAAGGAUCCAAGAUUUGAGCGCAUUAUACAUGUACUCCCAGUGAAGCUAGACGAGGCAGUAAAUAUAAUUUUGCAGGUUGAUAUUCUUCAACAAGUUAUCAACAGUGUGACUUUACUAGUUGAAAUUGACAAGAGAAUUGAUCGGGGAGAGAACAUCCGGGAUUUAUUGCCGUAGAGUGUUAUUUCCACUGAGAGAAGGUAGAUCGACAGUUCAUCAUACCACUGAGAUCUCGUGGGCAUAGAUGAAGUCUUCGGAAAUGGUCAUUUGAGGGGCUAGAACUUGUAAACUCAGCUUAAUAAGUGUAAUAAUGGUAAAACUCAUCCACAAACCUAAA